CACUGCACCCGCAGUAGGUACCACCGCAAUUAGAGUUCCGGGUAGUGCGUGUGAGGCGGAGCUCGGCAGUUCCGUCUGCUUCAUCCGCAGCGUCUCCCUGUCUGUCUUGUUUCAUUCUCCAGAGAGGGACGGACCUCCACUUCCUCUGUCAGAAAAAUGUCUGCUCCAGCUCAGCCCCCCGCUGAGGGAACAGAAGGGGCUGCCCCAGGUGGGGGUCCUCCUGGUCCUCCCCCUAAUACGACAAGUAAUAGACGACUACAGCAAACCCAAGCACAAGUGGAGGAGGUGGUGGACAUCAUGCGUGUGAAUGUGGACAAGGUCCUGGAGAGGGACCAGAAGCUGUCAGAGUUGGAUGACCGAGCUGAUGCCUUGCAGGCGGGGGCGUCAAUAUUUGAGAGCAGUGCUGCCAAGCUAAAAAGGAAGUACUGGUGGAAAAACUGCAAGAUGAUGAUAAUGCUGGGAGUGAUCUGCGCCAUCAUCGUGGUAGUUAUUGUAAUCUACUUUUUAACUUGAGAGUGUGCCAUCCCUUCCCUGUUCUCCAUUGCCGUCCGAGCUCAUGUCUGUUUCUCUCUGUUUGCCCUCUCAACCACUCUUCCAUCGGCCUUCCCUCAUUCCAGCCUAGGCUUCUCCAUCACCCGCCCCUCCAGUUUCGUUGCAUUCAUUUGCACUGUCUUCCUUAACACUAGAAAUGCUGCUCGUGGCCCAGUCUUGAAGUCACUACCCAAAGAGCAACGUCUGGCACCUCCUCCUUACCCCGUUUUUGUGUAUCCCAGAGCUUAAAAGAGUUGUGGCCAAGGGGAGGAGGAGGGUGGGUAUGACAGAGGUGAAGUGUCUGAGAAGCUGGCAUGGCUGAGGAGUGGAGAAGAGUGUUUGUGUCCAUAAUGUCUCCUAGAAAGGCUGGCCUUCAGCAGGAGGGGACCCAGACUAGUUGGGAGGUAGUAGCUUGCUGCCUGUUGUAUAUAUAUUUAUGGAAUAGUUGGUAACCACUACCCUGUUGCCCUCAUUUGGAAUUUUCCCCUCAUACCAGGCCUGUCUCAGAUCCCAGAGGUCUGUUUAAAGACCAACUUUGAAUCCCUGUUAGAAAGUCAAACUUGUAUUUUGUAGUUAGUGCUUAUCUGUCAGUCCCAGGUUUUCUACAUCUUUGGGGAACUUUACAGCCCUGUGUUUUGUUCUCUCUAGGCCUAGAAAACAAGUACUUACUGAUUUAAAAAAGAGUGGGCGACUCUUACUUUCUCCUAGAAGCUGUCUACGUGCUUCUGGCUAGAAGGAGCUGCUGUGUCCUCAUGUUCUCUGAAGCAAGCAUUCUGUGUUGUUCAUGAGGGCAGCAAAUAAUACCAGUCAGCUUGGAGACAGCAGGCCUUCGGGAACAUGCUUCUUGUCAUCUCAUUAUCAAAGUCCUCUACCCUCCCUGCUGUCGAUAAUGGGAGAUGAGUUUAAGAUGGCGAGACUCCCAGGCUGCCACAGAACCCCUUCCUCCACACCACUCCCAUGUUCUUGCCUGACGCAGGGAUGAGGCAGGAGGGCCAUUAGAGAUUUACAGAAGUCCAGCAAACCCCGCAGCUCAGACUCAGGUGGGAGGGGUGCCAGCGUGUGACGGUGUGCUGUGACGGUGUGCUGUGUCAGCGUGUGACGGUGUGCUGUGACGGGUGUGACGGUGUGCUGUGUCAGCGUGUGACGGUGUGCUGUGACGGGUUUGACGGUGUGCUGUGACGGUGUGCUGUGACGGGUUUGACGGUGUGCUGUGACGGUGUGCUGUGUCAGCGUGUGACGGUGUGCUGUGAUGGGUGUGCCGUGCCAGCGUGUGACUGCUGUGCCAGCCUGGGGCCUCGCAUCUGGAGCUGUCUGCUGCUCUUCCUCCAGUACCUUCUCUGGAACCGUCCUUACCAUCUGAAUUCUGCAUUGCCUCCUUUCUUGUUCUCCUUUGCAUGCUCGGUAGGCAUGCUCUCUAGAGUAGACCCUGAAACCUGAGGAUGGAAGCUGCUCGGUCUGUCUUGGAGCUGCUGCUGAGUCUCAUGCUGGGGCGCUGCAUGUGAUAAACCCCGAAGCUAGUGUGGGGGUGCUCUCAGACUUCUGCCCUCUGGUCCACAAGCAGGAAGAGGCUGGGGCCAUGCUAGCCUGGGUGCCCACUUCCACGCAGCAGCAUUUCACUCUGCAAAACCAUCCUCCUUCCCUUUGCCCAUCCCCACAUUCCCUUCGUCCUGCCUCAGGGCAGGACUGAAGAGCUGGAAGAGAGCAGUCAGUGUACUCUCCCAACGUUCCCCUCGAAGGUCUCCACUAUCCUCUGGGCUUCUCUUUGCCUAAUGCAGGGGGGUCACCGCCGGAGAAGACCAACACUGUCCUGGAUGUACCCCGAGCCUGCAGCAAAUUUACCCUGUUGGCCCACCCAGCCCUAGCACUGGGUUUCUGUCCCUCUAAGGCUUACCAGGUGUAGUGGCUUUGUUCUUUUGGGGGUGUUAGCCCCUCCGUUUUCUUUCUCACCCCACUCUGAACCCUCUUCUGUGUCUUUGCGGUCUCCUCCUCCUCCCGCCACCCAUGUGCAUGAGCAAAUAAGCAACUAAACUCUGGGACUUUGCAGCCAGUUGAAGCCAAGCUUCCCACAUCCCUUCUUUGGUUUGCCAUGAGACGAUGUGGGGUUUCUAUUGUGUUUGUCAUUGCCUCUCUGUCUUUUCCCUACCCAGUCUCAUAGUUUAUGUAUAGAGUAGUAAGAGUUGUAUUUCCACCAAAGGCAUGUGACAUACCAAUUUCAUGUAUUCUCAACAAAGGUGAAAAAUACAAAUUCCUACCACAA
Messenger RNA from Mesocricetus auratus (golden hamster), 2788 nucleotides. It is a transcript of the gene Vamp1, whose product is annotated as vesicle associated membrane protein 1. The coding region runs from base 157 to 513 and encodes 118 amino acids. Gene Ontology annotation, molecular function: syntaxin binding; SNAP receptor activity. The transcript is spliced from 5 exons. Gene Ontology annotation, biological process: vesicle fusion; vesicle-mediated transport; SNARE complex assembly. NCBI's taxonomy places the organism in Eukaryota, Metazoa, Chordata, Mammalia, Rodentia, Cricetidae. The record is from RefSeq and is a predicted model, not a curated record. Gene Ontology annotation, cellular component: plasma membrane; SNARE complex.